UCCUUCGUGUGAUGCCAUUCUCCCUUGUUGCCAUAACAACUCAAACUACAGCAACGAUGGCUAGCGAAAAUAUGUUCGAGUUUUACGCUGCUGUCUGCGGACAACAUGAGAUAGAAAUAAAUCCAUACAUUAUACAAGUGUUGAAGGAUACUACGGUAACGGAGAGUGUGACCUUAAAACUGACAGGAAACAACCGGCUGACAAACGUUCAGCGACUUAAUGACGACGACAUUCUCGCUGUCUCGGAAUGUCUGAGAAACAACCGUAGUGUGUCAGGUCUUGAUGUCAGGUACAAUCACAUAACAGAUGAAGGGGUCGGACACCUCGUUGGCCUCUUACAGGAGGACGGCUCAGCUCUGCUCUCUCUGGACCUGAUGUUCAACGACAUCCAGAGAGACGGAGCGGAAGUUCUCGCCAAGAGCCUGCAGUGUAACAGCACCUUGCUCUCUCUCAGACUGUCAGGAAAUAAGAUCGGGAACAGAGGAGCCAUGCACUUGGCCAGCAUGCUGCAGGUCAACAACACCCUGAAGGAGCUGCAGCUGGCUGACUGCGACCUGGACACUCAGAGUGUGAUAGCGUUUGCCAUCGUGUUGAAAAGCAACAAGACUCUUCUCUCUGUCGAUAUCAGCCGGCCACUGCUCUUCAGCCACCAGGAGGAGUGUGCGGUGCACUUCUCUGAGAUGCUGGUGGUGAACAGCAGCCUGGUGGAGCUCCACCUGGGGAAGAUGGGGAUGACCGACACGGGGAUGGAGAGGCUGACUGAAGGCCUGCGGCUCAACCACAGCCUGCGCUACCUGGACCUGCGCUGUAACCGCGUGACUCGUGAUGGCGUGCGUCUCCUAGCCGAGCUGCUGAAGCAGAACCAGACCCUGGAGAUCGUAGAUCUGUCGUCCAAUCGGAUUGAAGAUGAAGGUGCUGGGUACCUGAGCGAGGCCAUCGCCUGGCCAGGCUGCGCCCUGAGAGAGCUGUCUGUCAGCAGUAACAACAUCAGGUCGGAGGGUCUGCUGUCUCUGGCUCGGGCUCUGACCGUUAACACAACUCUGAACCACAUCUACAUCUGGGGGAACCACCUGGAGGAGUCGGUCUGUCAGGCCUUCAGAGAGCUGAUCGCCAGCGGCCGCCUGCCUCCGGAGCAGACGGACGUUAGCCCGUACGAGGUGGACGGUCGGGUGUUUCUCGCGGAGCUCUUCCACAGUUUGAGGAGAAACUAUUACAGCACAAACGGCUCCGGUACAAACACAUCCUUCACCUCCGACGCUUCAACAGACCUGCUGACAAACAACGGCGCCAGCCGCGACUCCACCGUCCCGCCACACAUUGAGAGUCAGCAGAGUGUUCCCCUGCAGUCCUGCUAAGGCUCUCAUUAA
Molecule: messenger RNA, 1367 nt
Organism: Sander lucioperca (pikeperch)
Lineage: Eukaryota; Metazoa; Chordata; Actinopteri; Perciformes; Percidae
Gene: lrrc34
Product: leucine rich repeat containing 34
Exons: 10
Coding region: 12-1355 (447 amino acids)
Molecular function (GO): protein binding
Source: RefSeq, a predicted model, not a curated record